Messenger RNA from Cetraspora pellucida, 1161 nucleotides. Lineage: Eukaryota; Fungi; Glomeromycota; Glomeromycetes; Diversisporales; Gigasporaceae. The record is from the annotation of a GenBank genome assembly.
AUGUCAUAUUCAUCUUUUUGCGUUGCCCUCUUAUCCCUUUAUGUUUUACUUGUUUCUGUGGCUAGUUCUUUGACCUAUGCAUUUGUAUCAGAACCACGUGUUCCUUUCCCUACGGAUAGCGUACAGCCACAUCACCACUAUCUAAUGAACAAAAAUAUAAUUCAAGCAGCACCAAUACAACCAAACCCUCAUCAUCGCCAUCAUUAUUUAACAAACGAUGAAACACGAAAUUAUCCAGUACAUAAUCAUCCAUUAUCUGAUAAGUCGCAAAGUCAAGCAAUAACGCAACCACAUCGUCAUUUAGUGCGCGAACCUUAUCCUUACUCUUCCAAUCCACAUCACACAUCAUCUAUAUUCCCAUGGUCACGAACGUAUGCUCAAUGUGAAGCAUCACAAUUAAACAGUCCUUUAUCACCAAUUUCAUGUGAAAAUUUAUUGAAAAACCGACAUAGAUUAUCUCCGCUUCGUUCAAUGCUUCUUACAUCGGCAUGCGCAAGAAUUCUGGGAGCAAACGAUAUUUCUAUAUUUAAUGAAAUGAUUAGAGCAUUGGCACUUCAAAUUACAAUGCUGAAUUCUGAAAAUCAGGCGCCGCAGUCCACUACUAUUGAGGCUACUGUAACUACAACUUCUGAUACAGAUCAAAAAAUUGAUGUUUCACCGAACGAGUUGUUAUUAUCUGAAGCACAUAAUGAGCCAGAAACCGGAUCAGAUGAUGGCAUUCAAAAUAAUGAUGCUGAAAGUUCACAAUCUCUAAUUCCUUUAUUAUCAGAGAUCAAACAUGACCCACCUACCGUACCCGAACUACAAAAAAUACAAAGACCACACCGUAAAUCUACACCUUCCCGAAUAAACCCAAUUUAUUACAUUGAACCUUUACCCGAAUCUGCUUUGAACGCUUUCGAUACUUCAAUAUGGCCAAGUAUUCAAGAACAACAAAAUCCUUCGUUUAUAACUUUUCUUCAACAACCUAUAUCAAGUGCGCUUUUUGGGUCUUUAAUUACUGUAUUUGGCAUUUUAUUGAUGCUUAGUAUUGUAUUCCAAUUAUUUGUAAACUUCAUUAGAAAAAAGAAGCUAAAAAUUGUAUCAAACACAACUGGCUAUUUAGAACUAUUAGGAUCUAUAUUUGAUAUAGAUUGCUAUAUUGGACUUAUUCUAUAUUGA